Messenger RNA from Fomitiporia mediterranea MF3/22, 1736 nucleotides. RefSeq lists its product as uncharacterized. Bases 181 to 1608 code for a protein of 475 amino acids. The transcript has 4 exons. NCBI's taxonomy places the organism in Eukaryota, Fungi, Basidiomycota, Agaricomycetes, Hymenochaetales, Hymenochaetaceae. The record is from RefSeq and is a predicted model, not a curated record.
GCUGAUCUUCUGCAAGUCUGAGCGCUAUUUACUUGCCCCGCGCGGGUAAAUAUCCCCUUUACCGCCCUUUCCUUCUUACCAUUAUCAUCGUAUCCGAGCGCAGCCGCAGAACGUAGUGCGGAGCUAUUUAGACUGCCUCGAUAACCUGAGAGGAUGAUAGUCAAGGACAGCAAUAGCAACAUGACUGUCGCUGCCAGUUCGAAGAGCAAUUACGCUCCUGUUUCUUCGCGAGCGGAUAUUAAUGCUGAUACUAUGGCUCCGCAUCCAUCGUCAUCGCCUCCGCCUAACUACGAUGCAUGCCAAGGUACGUUCAGGUUGGGAGCCGAGCCUGCUAGACGGCGGUUUUGGCGGGCAUUCGCUGUUGCGCUUGUCUCUUGGUUCUUCUUGAGCAUGUUUGUGCACGGCAUUGUCAGGCUUGCGCUCGUUCAUAGAGAUCAUAAGCAUGGGGGCAUCGCAAAGGACUAUCCCGAGUUCAAGAAAGGCGAAAUCAUUACUUGUGCAGGUGGUCCAGACUGGCCGGUAUCGGGAAGUGUAAACGGAGAGCAUAAAAUGUCUACCUCUUUUCCGCGACCCCCGUACCAGUCAAGGAAAUCCUUCCUACUUCCUGUGGAUGCAGACCAUCUGUAUUUCCUCUCGCGCGGUUCACUUGCCUCAGGCUCCGUCCGCUUCGAACUCUCCUCAGACCAAUCCAGUGACAGCGUAAAAGUCGACGUCACUGCAUCAUACUGGUCCACGGGCGCACUUGACCGCGCAUCUGUAUGCUCUCUUCAGCGACACGGAAGUAGCAAUUACUAUGGCGUUGGCAUUUUCACCCCGCGUAGGUGGCGUGGUGGGUCAAUGCGGGAUAGGUUGCAAUUUGAUGUCGUCGUACACCUUCCGCCACGCGUGUAUGCGGAUUUGCAGACCAGCUACGAGAACUUCUCGCUGUAUGUUGGGGAUCUGCAGGGCAUGGUGCAAUUCGAAAACGCUCAUCUGACAACGUCUAACUCACAUAUUACUGCUACGACUUUCGAAGCGCAUAAAGGCGUACUGAAGUCAUCGAACGGCGCCAUUACAGGAAAAUAUAAUGUUACGAAGAGUCUUGAGCUCAUCACUUCAAACGCAAGGAUCACGGCGGAUGUCGACAUGCAUAGUAUCGACGACUCGCAUGCUACUUCUCUUCUUCUCAGAACAAGUAACGGACACAUCGACAGUAACCUUAAUCUAAACGGCCAACCCUACCUGAGCUCCUUCGCAGUACAAUCCAUCACCUCCAAUGCACUCUCCCAAACUCACGUCAACUCACACCCUCAUUCCACGGCGCUCACACUCGACAUGAAGACAUCAAACAACCGAGCUCGUGCUGCAGUUCAACCAUCUUUUGAAGGUCCCUUCUUCAUGCGUACUUCUAACGCCUCACCAAUGCUCACUGCUGGACGGGACGAGGAGGUCGAGGAUCCGAGUGGUGAGGGUAGGGCACGCAACAUACAGGUGAACCGAAAGGUAGGGGGAUUGAUGGAAGGCAAAGUUUGGUGGGGUGACUGGAGGAGUAGAGGGAAGGGAUGGGUGCACCUGACGUCGAGUAAUGGACAGGUGGAGUUGGAUUUGUCAGGGAACCCAGCUUGGUAAAGCUUGCAUAGAUGGAUAAUUUGUAGGAGAUUUGCGAUUCCAGGGUUUUGUAGGUACGAAAAAUGGCCAGACUUGCUAAGUUCACAUUGUAUGGUUGUUUCUUGCCUAUCGAGAUGAACAUGAAUUCA